Molecule: messenger RNA, 2253 nt
Organism: Drosophila rhopaloa
Lineage: Eukaryota; Metazoa; Arthropoda; Insecta; Diptera; Drosophilidae
Product: putative zinc finger and SCAN domain-containing protein 5D
Exons: 3
Coding region: 153-1970 (605 amino acids)
Biological process (GO): regulation of transcription by RNA polymerase II
Cellular component (GO): nucleus
Molecular function (GO): RNA polymerase II cis-regulatory region sequence-specific DNA binding; DNA-binding transcription factor activity; zinc ion binding
Source: RefSeq, a predicted model, not a curated record
CCCAAGAACUACAUUUUUGUAGCCCGGUGUUAAAUUUGUCAUUCACAAGGCGUCGACUGCAAUAUUUCGUCAUUUACCCAGAAGCGGUUUUUUUGGGUAACAAAAGACCAACAAAUUAAAUUGAAAGUAAAAGAGAAGCGAAGAGCAGCAAAAUGACCGUGCUGUGUCGCACCUGUAGCCAGGAUGCGGAGCACGCUAGGAGUCUCUUCGACAUGAAAGGCAGCGACGUCCUGCAAAAUAUCCUGAAGCUGACGGGGAUUUGGUUAAGUGACAAGCCCGGUGUGCCUUCAAGGAUUUGUUUAUCCUGUCUGCGAGACCUCAACAAAGCCAUUGCCUUCCGGGAGCGCUGCAUUAAAACAAACGACUCUUGGUUCGAGGAACAGGGCUCACAAGCGGACUUAGCCCCUCCAUUGAAAACCGAUAUUGACAGAAAAGAAAUUACAGUGCAACAAGUGCCAUUAAAAACAAACGACUCUUGGGUCGAGACACAGGACGCGCAAUCGGAUUUAGGUACUCCAAUGAAGUACGACAGUGACAAAAAAGAAAUUAGAGUGCAACUUGUGCCAUUUGAUACCUCACAGAAACCAAAAAUGGCUGUGCUGCGGAAGAUUUCAUCACAACGCAGCUGGAGACCGGAUUUGACUGACGUGUCUUGUAUUGGUCCCGUGGAUCCACUAAGGUGCGAGGACAUUAUCCAAGUGAAUAAACCGAAAAUGGCUGUGCUGAGGAAGAUGCCACAACAACCCACAAGGAAACCGGCCGAGAAGAUCAUAUGCAACCUAGUUAAUUUUUUUUCUCGCUCCGAAGUCGCUUCUGUUGAUGUCGUGAAGUCCCUUAGGCCCCAGGAUAUUAGCCAGGUGAACAAACAAAAAGUACCUGUGCCAAGGAAGAUUCUACCACAUCGCUCCAGGAAACGAAAUGAAUCUCCGUCUAAGACCAUGGGAAACCUUAUAAAUUUUUUUUCUGACCCUGAUGUUCCCUCUGUAAGGAAGAUGUCAACACAACGCACUAGGGAACCAGAUGAGACUGCGUUUAAGUCAAGAGACAACCUUGUUAGGUUUUUUGCCGAACCUGAAGUUUCUUCUGUUAAUAUUGUAGAUCCAGAAAGCCGUAUUGAUAUUAGCCAGGUGAAGAUCAAACCAAUUAAUAUCUCACAAAAACAAACAAAAAUUGUACCGGCGAAGACUUCAAGGCAAUGCAUUAAAAAACUGGAUGAGACUCGGUUUACGACCAUAGAAAACAUAAUUUAUCAAUUGGCUGGCCCUGUACCCUCUUCUGUCGAUCUAAUGGAUCCCCUGAGAUGCGAGGACAUUAUUAAGGAAAUGAACGAGCCUCUUCUUUCAAAUGAGGAUCCUGAGGACUCCAAAAACCAAGAAGUCAUAGAAGAGGACUAUGGAAACCAAGAAGUCAUCGACGAGGAAUACAAAAGUCAAGAAGGCGUGAGAGCAGUACCAUCUUCCAAAAGAAAAAAAGUGGAAUUUUUCUGCGAUCAGUGCGGCAGAUCCUUCACCGAAAAAGGCAAUUUCAAUCUGCACCUCAAGCGGCAUUUGGGGAUCAGAGAGUACCAGUGCAAGGAAUGCGACCGUAGGGAGAUCUCCCAACAUUUGCUCAAUCUGCACGUACGGAUCAAGCAUCGCGGUGAAAAGCCUUAUGUGUGCAAGUACUGCGGCCAGCGGUUUAACAACUGCCUCAGGCGGUUGGACCACGAGCGAAACCACAAAGAGAGCCCCGACCACAGGCCGUACGUGUGUCAUGUCUGCAAUAAGGCUUUUAAGAAAAAAAGGAUGCUUAACCACCACAGAGUGGUGCACACAGGCGAACAGCCAUACCACUGCGAGCUGUGCCAGUCACAUUUCAAUCGGAAGAACAGUCUGCGGACCCACUUCAAAUCCAAACAUCACCAAUCGAGAGUCGAGAAGCAGGCGAAAAUACUAUAUGGCGCAGACACAUCUUUGCUGGAGGAUAAGUGAAGCACUUGUUCACAUUUUGUUUUGGUUAUUAAACUGUUAAAAUCUUAGAAAAAUGAAAUAAGUAAGUUUAAAGUUUACUUAUUUAUAAUUUUUUGUACUAAGAAAAUUUGUUAAAAAACGAUUUGUCUUUUUGAACUUUUUAAAACAAGUAACCAAAUGGAAUAUUUAAAAUUCGCGCCAUGUGAGCAAACUAGUUCUCAAUGUACAGUAGUGGCCGUUGAAAAGUACAGGCCCAUGUAAAGACUUCCAAUUUAAAUACAAAUAUUUACAUUUGGAAAAUAAA